AUGGUCCUCCCUCGCUCCACAUUCUUCCGCACGCUGUUCACGGCCCGGCAGUCCACGAGAAUAGCCGGCUCGCGAGCUUCUUCCAGGGUUUGGCAACAGGCCACGAGAAGAACAUAUGCGUCUGGCGGUGGUGAAUCUAAGAAAAGCAGUGACUUGCCAUGGAUAAUUGGCUCUCUCGUAUUCACAGUGCCAGCCGCCAGCUUCCUGCUUGCCGAUGGUCCCAAAAAACCCACCCACUCUGAACUACACAUGCCGACUCACAAGGACACCGAAGAGGUACAUAUAUCAGAGAAGCAGGCUGCAAGUGAAGUUGAAGAAGAGGAAGAAAAGGACAAGACCGAACCAGAACGUGACUCUGCCCCCUCACCAAAGGAAUCAGACCAAUCCGUACGCGGUGGCCAGGGGGAGGCGAAGGAAGCUUUAGAGGAAACCUCUGCUUCUGGGUCUACGAAGGAUGCUGAAGAUGCCUCCGCAAAAAAGAUGGAGUCGGAGAAGAAAGAGGUGUUUCUCCACCCUAGCGCUACAUCAUCCCAUGUCAAUGCCACUCUCUCCUCCACCCUAUCCUCCACCCCUUCUUCCACACAAACAACACACUUCAACCUGGCAAACCUAGUUGACUUUUCCUCCGAGACCGCUGAAAAGGAAACCCCCACACAGAAACGUCCUGAAAAGGACGAGGCAAAACCCUCCCACGCUUCCGGCGCGGACACUUCGGCCGCAAAAUAA
Histoplasma mississippiense is the source of this 726-nucleotide messenger RNA. RefSeq lists its product with no specific name. NCBI's taxonomy places the organism in Eukaryota, Fungi, Ascomycota, Eurotiomycetes, Onygenales, Ajellomycetaceae. The record is from RefSeq and is a predicted model, not a curated record. The coding region runs from base 1 to 726 and encodes 241 amino acids. The transcript has 3 exons.